AUAGAAAAGCCGCAAUUUCUCUCAGAAGGCGAGUCUCAGGUUUGGGACAGGCUGGUAGCCGAGUUUGCACCCACCCAACUCGUGGUGCAGGACAUAUCCGGCGGUUGCGGAUCGAUGUACGGCAUCGACAUUAGCUCAGAGAAGUUUCGCGGUCUCAGCAUGCUCAAGCAGCAGCGGCUUGUAAACGCUGCGCUAGGAGACUUGAUGAAGGGGUGGCAUGGCGUCCAGCUGAAGACGAGGGCGCCUUAG
Canariomyces notabilis is the source of this 249-nucleotide messenger RNA. Its product is annotated as bola-like protein. The annotation marks the transcript as partial. The record is from RefSeq and is a predicted model, not a curated record. The transcript has a single exon. Gene Ontology annotation, cellular component: mitochondrial matrix. Lineage: Eukaryota; Fungi; Ascomycota; Sordariomycetes; Sordariales; Chaetomiaceae.